AUGUGCUGUCAAUUCACUACGGAUGGAAAACGGCUCGCUGUUGGACUCUCUGACGCAACCAUUCGUAUCUACGACGUGAAAACUGGUCAGUUCAGGCAUCAGCUGAUCGAUGACAAUACACUGGCUUGCCAUCUGCCCGUUACACAGAUCCGAUUCCGUACUUUUGCUCCAGAUGAACAAACCGAUUACAUGCACAUACUCAUCGCAUCCUAUGCUUCCGGUGACGUCAAAGUAUGGCACUACACUUCCGGUACCUGUCUGUACACACUAUCUGAAGAACGUCAGACAAUGACAGUGACGCUGAAUCCCGAUAAAAGCAGAUUCCUAACGGCUGGCUCGGACGCACUUAUUCACAUUUAUGACUUAGAAAGCAAGAAAAGACUAAACACGUGUGCAGCAAGUGAUUCAAGACACUUAAUGGACGGACAUAGGUUUCGGAUAUUUGCAACACAAUACCAUCCUUAUUCUCCAAACAUCUUUUUGUCCGGAGGAUGGGACGACACAGUGCAGUACUGGGACGACCGGAAGCAACAUGCCUUCAGGCAAUUUGCUGGACCCCACAUCUGCGGUGAAGCUCUCGAUAUAGAUCCGGUACAGAAUCAAAUUUUGACAGGUUCUUGGAGAAGAGGUGAAGUCUUACAGAUCUGGGAUUUCCCUACUGGUUGUAAAAUCAAAGACAUACCGCAGAAUCCUCUCGAACCAUGUCUUUUGUAUUGUGCUCAGUGGAUGGGGGAUGAUUGUAUAGUAAGUGGUGGUUCCAAUGACAACAUGGCCCAGAUACAUGACCGAAGUUCAACAAAGGUCAUCGGCCGUCUGUAUAAUCUUCCGAAUUCAGUAUAUUGUAUUGAUAAUGAUGGCAACAGCAACUGCCCGACGUUGGCCGUUGGAUUUAGCCGUUUUAUUUAUAUCUUGCGUCCAGAAGCGGAGAGAAGAUUUUUGCAUUUAUUUAUUCUUUCUCUCAUAUUAUCUUUCAUUUCUCUUCUCUCUUCUUUUCCUCCUCGUCUUUCUUCACCUCUUAAUUCCUUUUUGUUCUUUCUCUCCUUUCUACUUUCACCCUUCUUUCUUUUUUUAUUCUUUUCUUUCGUGUCUGUUUAUUUUCUUCCUUCUUUCUUUCUUUCUUUAUUUCGUGUCAAUUUUUAUAUUUCUUUCUUUCUUUCUUUCUUUCUUUCUUUCUUUCUUUCUUUCUUUCCUACCCUUUCGUUUGUUUAUUUGUUUCUUCUUUACCCUCUGCCUUUCUACCCUCCCCCGCUUUCGCCACACCAAUUCUCUAUCUUCUUCCUUUCUUUCAUUCCCUUCUUUCUCGUUUUUCCUUUCAUUUCUGUCGUCUCAAUGUCAAUUCUCUAUUUUCGUCCUUUCUCUCCUUGA
Messenger RNA from Acanthosepion pharaonis, 1365 nucleotides. The record is from the annotation of a GenBank genome assembly. NCBI's taxonomy places the organism in Eukaryota, Metazoa, Mollusca, Cephalopoda, Sepiida, Sepiidae.